GAACUGUCAAGUCUCUCAAAAAAUCAGUAAAAAAACACAGACCCUGCACAGUAGUGGUUAGGAUUGAUUUUAUUCAUUUUAUUAAACAUUUUAAUAUAUUUUAAAUUAGUGAAUUGUGCGCAAAAUUAAUAAAUGUCCUGAGUACUGUUAGUGUAUGUAAUUAAUUUUAAUAUAGAAAAAUAAUAAGGCAAAUAUUGAUAUGGACGAACCGGCAUUGUCCCUUCAACUUGGAAUGGAAGAAGAGAUUGUUGUUUUAAAAUUAAGAGGAGUACCAUUUAAAGUGAAUAAAACAAAACUUUCGAAUGAAAGUCUUUAUUUUAAUAGACUUUUUGCAGGGAAUUAUCGCGACAGUAAUAAAAAGGAAUUUGACAUAGAAUAUAGAGUAAAUCUCGAGACUUUCAAGACAUUUGUCGAUUGGCUAGAUGACGAGGAUCUAAUUGAUGAUAUUUGGGGCCACUAUUAUAACAGGGUUAUUUCAAAAUAUGUGCAUAGAUGUUAUAGAGAACUUUUAGAACUUUUUCGAUUUGCCUCCUUCUAUGCAGUGGACAAUCUUCUUGACAGUUUAACGUAUAUUAUUAUACAUAAAUGGCUGCAACGUGAUAAUUUGAUUGAAUUAUGGUUCCUCGCCGAGGAAUUGAAUCAAAAUAAUUUGAAACAAGUUGUUUUUGCCACUUGUUUAGAUAUUUUUGAACAUUUACCUGAAGAGUCUGUUAUUAGUUUGCCGAAGGAUAAUUUUUUUUCGCUUGUCAAUAAUGCCAAUUUAAGAUCGUCAGAGGCUCAUCGACGGAGGAUUUUAACUGAAUGGGCCAAGCGAAAUGAGAGGAAAUCUGAGGGGGAUUCUGAAAGUUCAGAGGAUAGUUCACAGAGUGACAAACCAUGCGAAUGUAAAGCCAGAGUUUUGAGCUGUGUCACCGGAUUUAGAUCAAAUUCCAAUGGUCUUGAAGAAGCAACCGUUUUCGCAUGGGACGGACAUCGUCUAGAGGAAUUGGCAAAAUUGGUUGAUGGCUACAAAAUUUAUACUCAAAAUGGAACGCAGAUUGUUGGCAGAGGUUACAGUAUUUAUAUUGUUGGUGGUGAAAAAUUUUUGGGCCACGGCACAUUCAACUUUUAUAUCACGCGAUUCUGUCUAAUCACUAAAAAAUGGUACCGAGUAGAAAGAUUACUGGAAGAAAGGCGACAUAUGGUCGCAACGUUUGUUGGAAAUAAAUUGGUGCUUAUCGGUGGUGUGGGAAAAUAUCGUAUAAAAUUGACUUCCGUUCACAUUUUAGACAUUCAUACAGGAGUUUGGACGAAAGGAAAGGAUGCAGCUUUCACGUUCACCGAUAUACCACCCUUUUGUGUUGUCAAUACUAGAAUUGUCAUUGCUGUUGAUGGAGUACACAGUUAUGAUGUUAAAAAAAAUGAAUGGACUGUCAUUAUUGCUGCAAAUAGUUGUCAACUUGCAAUUAGAAAUCUAUUAUCCCAUGACACCAAAUUAUACGCUUUUAUUCAAACUAAACGUGAGGAGUCAAUAAAAGUGAAAAUUUGCGUUAUUGAAAAAAUCAGUGGAAUGAGUAAUUUUACAUUUGUGACUCAUGGAGAAAUACCUGUUGGAUCAAGCUUUAAUAUUUUAACGAUAGAUAACCAUUUUGUAUGGUUUAUUAAUAAUAAUGGGACAAUGGGAGUAAGAGUUGGUGAUGCAUCUGGAUCUUACAAACCAAUAUUAAGUUACGUCGAUCAGAGACAUUCCAAAGUAUAUUUCAAGAGCAACGUUGGAUGCUUCCGAAUUUUGAAUCCAGAUAAAUUAUAUAUGCUGAUUGAUGAGGAAAGUUCAUGAGUGAGAAUGGGUUGUUGUUCGCAAUUAAGGUGCAGUUGCAGUCUGGCAAGCAAAAUUAACCGCUUCACCUUCACUCACGGUUGCCGACUGUGGGAAUGUCGUGAACACUGGACUCUUGGGUUCCUCGUUGGGAACUGGAAAAUCGAAAUCAAAACACAAAAAAAU
This is a messenger RNA of Leptopilina heterotoma, 1981 nucleotides long. RefSeq lists its product as uncharacterized. The transcript is spliced from 9 exons. The record is from RefSeq and is a predicted model, not a curated record. NCBI's taxonomy places the organism in Eukaryota, Metazoa, Arthropoda, Insecta, Hymenoptera, Figitidae. Gene Ontology annotation, molecular function: protein binding. Bases 200 to 1816 code for a protein of 538 amino acids.